Drosophila hydei is the source of this 309-nucleotide messenger RNA. RefSeq lists its product as uncharacterized. The transcript has a single exon. Lineage: Eukaryota; Metazoa; Arthropoda; Insecta; Diptera; Drosophilidae. The record is from RefSeq and is a predicted model, not a curated record. The coding region runs from base 1 to 309 and encodes 102 amino acids.
AUGAGUUGUGCCAAAAUUUUGUUUCUAUUGGCGGGCAUUAUCUAUUGUGUGCCCUCCUUUGUGGCAGCUGUUACUUGCGAUGUGGCACCAUUGGAUCCCAAUUGUAUUAAUUGUUCGCUAAAUCCCACAAAUGUUGAAUGCAUUGCAACAACAACGGCAGCAACAAUACCUACAACAGCUGCACCUGUGGCAACGGCAGCACCAACAAAGAAAUCGAGACGCCAUAGAAUUAGGUCAUACCUGUCCAACUUUUUUCAAAGAAUUCAGAAAAGACUUCAACAAUUCAAACGUAAAUUAAAUCCCUUGUAA